GAUUCUGUUUGAAGAAAAGAGCCUGUGCAGGUAAGGCUUGCUGGUAGCCUCAACUUGAAAGGCUGAGCACUUCGAGACCCCGCAUUUAGGGAAGGAUUCCGACAUCAACCCGGAUUUCAGGCAAGAGAACGAGAAACCAUGCAAAGAUCAAAGAACGUAAAAUGUAAAUUCAUGGUAUGGCCGUGAAUUCAUACUGCUUGCUGGUAUCAUCAGCUGUCGACAUAAUACAAUGGGUGCAGAUGGUGAAUUGGAAGAAGAAAAAGAGAGGAACGGAACUUCGUGGUCGUAGCUGCCUGCCCUCGUUUAACUCACGCUAACCUUAAAUUCGCCCGUACUUGGGAGCUUGAACCUCUUCCUGCAGCAUCGUCAACAACUUCUUCCGCCUUCUCAAGACUACUCGUUCAGACCAAGAUUUUCUUCAGCGUCGUCCUACAUCACCACUCAUACAUACACCUGGAGUGCGCAAGCCACCCGUCGUAAUCAUGAAGCUUACUUUCAAAGAUUUGAAGCAAAAUAAGUUCGUUAUUGAUGCCGAGCCAUCUGAGCUAAUCUCCGCUGUUAAGGAGAAGAUUGAGAAGGAGAAGGGAUGGGAAGCCGCUCAGCAGAAGUUGAUCUAUUCGGGCAAGAUUCUUCAAGAUGCCAACACUGUAGAGUCAUACAAGAUUGAGGAGAAGGGGUUCAUUGUCUGCAUGAUCCAAAAGCCCAAGGCUGCGCCUGCGGCUUCUGCCUCGACUUCCAAGCCUCCUUCGACCCCAGCUCCAGCCAGCGCUUCUACGCCUGCUCCUCCCCCAGCUCCCGUUCAGUCGACCAGUACUACCAGUGCCCUUCCUGCUACGCCUUCACCGGCCGGUGCUGGUAAUGCCCCUCAAGCUAUCCCUUCCACUCCUUCAGGAGAUACCUCCGGUCUUGCUAUGGGUGCUGAGCGUACUCGACAAAUUACUGAGAUGGUGAACAUGGGUUUCCCUAGACCAGAAGUCGAAGCCGCUAUGCGUGCUGCCUUCUACAAUUCUGAGCGUGCUAUGGAGUACCUCUUGGAUGGCAUCCCAGAGAACUUGCAACAAGAAGCCACACCCGCUGCCCCAGCUGCACAAGCCGAAGCCUCUCCCGUCCCCGCUGCUGCUACUGGUGAUGCUGCUGCCGAAGGAGGUGACGAGCCAUUGAACCUGUUCGACGCUGCGGCUCAAGCUGCCGGUGGUCGUGGUGGUGGUGCGGCCCGAACCGGCUCUGCUGCAAACCUUCUUGCUGGAGCUGGUGCUGGAGCUGGAGCCGCUGCUGGUGGACUUGGAAAUCUCGACUUUCUCCGAAACAACCCUCAAUUCCAACAACUCAGACAAGUGGUCCAGCAAAACCCUCAAAUGCUCGAGCCCAUUCUCCAGCAAGUUGGUGCAGGCAAUCCACAAUUGGCACAAUUGAUUGGUCAACAUCCAGAACAAUUCCUUCAAUUGUUGAGUGAGGAUGGUGAUAAUGAUACUCCCCUCCCACCAGGAGCCCAGGCUAUUAGCGUUACGGAAGACGAGCGCGCUGCCAUUGAGCGGUUAUGUCUUCUCGGAUUCCCCCGUGACUUGGCUAUUCAAGCUUAUUUCGCAUGCGAUAAGAACGAAGAACUUGCGGCGAAUUUCCUCUUCGACCAACCUGAUGAUGAUGACAUGCAACAAUGAGCGUUGACCUGAGCGAUUUUCUUUUGUUUUCCGUCCUCCGGCGAUGGGCUUCUUUUUCUCACAGUAUUCAAGGAUCUCCUGAGUCUGCAUAACGGACAGCUAAUACCAGCGGUCUGGCCUGGCUGUUGCCACAAAGAACAAAUUUUCGCACAACGCAAAGAGCUUUUCGACGUAUGGGAGUGGUGGUCAUACUACAUACAUGCGUUUCUUGUUCGCGAUGGGUGGUGGCGGAUCAAUUAUUUUUCGUGCAUAUUCCCUGGAAUUGUACCUUACGAUCGUAGAGUUUCGCGAGAAAAUGCAUGAUGAUGGUAUGGGCACAGUGAGUACUUGGGAGGGAAUGUUACCUGGUGCUCCCGUAAUAAGAAUUCAUGAGUCCGCGACGAG
Molecule: messenger RNA, 2042 nt
Organism: Mollisia scopiformis
Lineage: Eukaryota; Fungi; Ascomycota; Leotiomycetes; Helotiales; Mollisiaceae
Product: UV excision repair protein Rad23
Exons: 7
Coding region: 483-1658 (391 amino acids)
Biological process (GO): nucleotide-excision repair; proteasome-mediated ubiquitin-dependent protein catabolic process
Cellular component (GO): cytosol; nucleoplasm
Molecular function (GO): ubiquitin binding; proteasome binding; polyubiquitin modification-dependent protein binding
Source: RefSeq, a predicted model, not a curated record